Molecule: messenger RNA, 2235 nt
Organism: Cetraspora pellucida
Lineage: Eukaryota; Fungi; Glomeromycota; Glomeromycetes; Diversisporales; Gigasporaceae
Source: the annotation of a GenBank genome assembly
AUGCAUAAAGUAAGGAGAAGACGUGUAGUUCCCGUUGACGUUCAUAGCGAAGACGAGGACGAAUUCGACGUUACUCGAGAAGAACUGGAGCUCAGUGAUCUAUCCGGCUCAGAAGCAAGUUGCGAAGAUUCGGACAUUGAAAGUGAAAAUUCACACAGUGACGGAGAAGAAGAAAUCAUUAAAGAGACUACAAGCUCGAUUACGGAGGAACAAAAUUCUAUUAGAGAAGAGGAAAGUUCGAUUGCGGAAGAGCAGAGUUCUAUUAAAGAAGAGGAAAAUUCUGCAAUAGAGGAAAUCAGCAGCUUAAUUGAAAGCACAACCUUAACCUCGAAUGAGGAAAAGGUAAAAAAUAAGUUCAAGUCAGAUAUUUCAAAUUCUCCCGAAGUAAAAAGAACUGCGCAUGUGGAAGACAAACAAAGAACUGAUAACGGUUCAACGGUUAAAGAAAUUAACCAUGAGAGUAGUUCACCUGAAGAAUUAGUUGAAAGCCUAACCGACGAAGAAAGCGAUAGAUUGGACGAUCUAGAUUUAGGCGAAGAUAAAAAUGGUAAUAAACCUAAGGUAUUGACAGGUUGGCAAAAGAAAUUGCUGGCAAGGCAAGAAUAUCGUAAGAAACUUGCAGAAGAUCCAGCAUUCGUACCUCAUCUUGGGGAAUUUUGGGGACAUGAUGAUCGGUUUAUAAGAGAUGAAUUAAAAAAUGAUUUUGAUCACCGUCCGAGAAAUUUACCUUUUGCACCCAAAGGGAGAGUAGUUUGGGGUGUUAAUGAGCCCAGAGGUCGAUGGGAUCACGACGGUUUUGAGGAGUUAAUGAAGAUGGAUGAGGAAGAACGGCGUAGGAAAGAAUUUCAACGCAGGUUUCAACAACGUCGUGGCUUUAAACCUAGACCCAAGAUAUAUCGCCAUCGACCAAUUAUACGAAAUAAUAUUCCAUCAUUUAAAAUUAAUCAAAAUCGGAUGUCAAAUUUAUCUUCCGGAAGAAAGCCUUUGCCGUCAAGGGUAGUGACAACUAAUAAUAAAGUAAAAUCUUUGAACAAUAUUGGUACACCAACUCAGAGAACUUAUAUCAAGGAGAAUCGAACAGACUUUAAGCAGAAAGGGGUAGAAACUACAGUAGAAUCAACAUCACAAUAUAACAAUCAAAAGCAUACUUCUCAUUCACGUGAUACUAAUAGAUUUCGAGGUGGUCGAGGAUAUAGUAAAACACCUUUACGAUCACAGUCAAACCGCGUUCAUUCUGCAUACCACAAACAAAAUGCGAGUGUUAAUGGAACAAAUACAAUUGUUAACAAAAAAAGUAUGGAUGUAAAUGAACAAGGGCAUAUAAAACAGCAAAACGAGGGUAGUGGCAACGAUGUUGAACAAGAUCAUAAAUUAACUAAGGAAGAACCAGGUCCAGAAGCUGUAACAGGUGAGACAAAUGUAAAAGAUGUCAUAUGGCAUCAAUCUUCAGAGAACAAAGAGCUUGUGAUAAAAUAUCAAGCUGAAGUUUCUGAAGAUCUCGAAAAAGAAGAAUCUGAAGUAGAGAUAAUUUUAGAUCCUCCAAGUAGAAAGACAAGCAUUACGCAAGAAAACGAUGGGUAUAUUAAUCCUCAGACAAGCAAUAGUACAGAAUCCAACGAUGCAACUAUGAAAUCUGAAGAUCGACUUGAAAAUGGACAAUCACCCUCUAGUAAAGAAUCCCCGACAUCGCCGUUAACGGAGGAUCAAGAAAAGGAACGCUCACAACCUACUCAAUCAUCUAAACGAUACUCGACAAGAAGGGUUGCUACUACACCAACGACACAGGCAACUGAGCAAGAAGUAGUGGAAGAUGGUGUUGGUCCUUCUCGAGUUACUAGUGAAAUUCCACUAUCAGCGGUUUAUGCACCUCCAUUCAGACCUAGAUCGAUGAAUCUCUCAGAAGACAAAGAAGUUAAAGCCGAGGAAGAUAAUCUUUUACCUCAACAACCAUUGGACACACCAAUUAGAUAUUAUACUCCAAAUAGGGUUCCAGUGAUACCAUCAAGUAAUAAUUUAAUGGAAAACAAUUCUGGAAUAGCAGUGGCUCCACCAACUCAAGUUGAGAGCAAUGGAAUGGUUUAUUAUUAUGAUCCAAAUAUGUAUCAACCUUAUUAUUAUUAUCCUUCAGUUGAAACUAAGGAUGGUAACGAUAAGGCACCAUUUAUACCACAACCACCAGCAAAUGCAGUACUAGAUAAUGGCGUUUAUUAUUAUUACCCUGUUUACUAUCAAUAA